AUGUCACUGACCGACGGUUACAAUGCUACAAUCCUCGGUGCUGCUGCGGCGAGGACGUUCAACGUGCCAGAACUGCUCGAGCUGAUACUUCUCCAUUUGCCGGCACUCGACCUCCUUCUCGCCCAGCGUGUUAGCACGCAAUUCCGAGACACCAUACUGAGCUCCAAGCAAAUUAGACAAGCGCUCUUCUUAGAAUCCGAGUCAAGCCCGCGAGACCACAACGAGCAGGUGCGGCGAUUGAACCCACUGAUCGAAAGCAUGUUUCAGCCCGAGGACAUCAAAGGGUGGAUGGACCGGCGCAUCUAUCCGUGGUUUGGGAAGCUCUAUAGUCAGGACGCCGACUAUCAACGGCUGGAGGCGAUAAUGCUAUACGGGGACGAAUCAUGGCGAGACUGGAUGCAAAGGAAAGGGUAUCUAUAUCAUCGCGCGCCCAGGAAACACACACGACCAUUCGUCGCAACCAAUGUCUGCUUGCCUGUCGUUCGGACUCACAGUACCAGCUCAGCAUUAGCAUACGCAAACGCGUCUUGGCGUAGAAUGUAUGCUUCGUAUCCACCUGCGAGUGUCAAUGUCUGUGACGUCAGUUCACCUCAUCACCUCGGGAUCGUGCCAUCGAUGCCUAUGGGUGAGAUCAUGGAUCGUUUGCGGGAGCCGGACUCAGAGUCUGGGUACUGGGCGUGGAGGGAAGGGCUGGAGAAGACAGUGCUUAUCGAAGAGGAGAACCUGUGA
Pseudocercospora fijiensis CIRAD86 is the source of this 729-nucleotide messenger RNA. RefSeq lists its product as uncharacterized. The transcript has a single exon. Bases 1 to 729 code for a protein of 242 amino acids. Gene Ontology annotation, molecular function: protein binding. The record is from RefSeq and is a predicted model, not a curated record. NCBI's taxonomy places the organism in Eukaryota, Fungi, Ascomycota, Dothideomycetes, Mycosphaerellales, Mycosphaerellaceae.